This is a messenger RNA of Monodelphis domestica (gray short-tailed opossum), 1063 nucleotides long. NCBI's taxonomy places the organism in Eukaryota, Metazoa, Chordata, Mammalia, Didelphimorphia, Didelphidae. The record is from RefSeq and is a predicted model, not a curated record.
UUUAAAUUUGGGAGAGUAUUUUAUAAAUGCUAUUUCAUUUUAUCCUCACAACAAUUUUAGGAGGCAAAGAUUAUUAUCCCCUUUUACAAUGGAGGAAACUGAGGCAGACGAAGGCUAAAUGACUUGUCCAAGCUAGGACUGAGCCCAGAUCUUUCUGAUUCUAGGACUAGUUCUCCAUCCAGGGUGCCACCUAGCUAGGUGGUAGGAGAUGGUCUGAGCUCGGUGUGUCCCAAGAAUGAGGGCUUUCCUCAGCCUGGCUGCUGCCUCAUCUAACAAUGUCAUAGGUGUCCUCUCUGGGCAGCCACCUGAUCUUCUCGGAACCAGUGUGCUUACCCCUCCCCUCCAGCCCCCAAGGCUGAGUAUCAUGUUCUGGGAGCCUCAUGGUCUUGGCUACCCUGGCUGGUGAUGCCAGCGGUCCUGGCCUGGCCUAGGAAAUAACAGCAAGGCAGACAACUCUUGGCAGCAAGGACUAGCCUGGGAGGAGGGAUGGUCACCAGAGUCCUCCCCUGGGGCUGAUUCCUUCGUCUGCCAUACGACUGCGGGAGGUGGAGGCAGGCAGCUUAUUUCUAUCCCCACCGGUCACCUCCCUCCUGGCAGACCAGUGCCCGAGUCGGGCUGCGGAUGUUCGGGAGCAGUGGCUUCCCAGAAGGGCUUCCUUACGAUGGCGGCCCACCCUACAUCAGCCAAAGGCCGUGGGCUCCUGCGUUCUGGGUUUGAUGCGACUCUUCUAGAUAGGUGUGCCAAGCGCCCGUGGCUUUGGGGCAAGGAUGCGUGGCAGCGCCCACGGUGGGCACUGAUCACCUUGGAAUACAUGCACUCCAUCCGCAACCUGCCAUCCAUGCGAUACCGGGUACCGCAGGAGGAAGAUGGUGUGGAAGACAUGACCCAGCUGGAAGACUUGCAAGAAUCUGCUGUGUUGUCCAAUCUGAAAACCAGAUUUGAACGAAACCUCAUCUAUGUAAGUAUCCCAUUCUUGUUGCUCAAGCUUUAUAUCCAAAACUGCUUUCAGGGAGAUGAGAUAUUCCUCAUUCAUCCUAAACUGGGACAGGAGCAAAUAACCUAG